Engraulis encrasicolus (European anchovy) is the source of this 7407-nucleotide messenger RNA. RefSeq lists its product as uncharacterized. Bases 1 to 6750 code for a protein of 2249 amino acids. The record is from RefSeq and is a predicted model, not a curated record. The transcript has 9 exons. Gene Ontology annotation, molecular function: calcium ion binding. Lineage: Eukaryota; Metazoa; Chordata; Actinopteri; Clupeiformes; Engraulidae.
AUGGCUAACGGGAGUCCAGUAAAGGAGAAGACGGAGAGGGACAUUUUUUCUGACUUAAAAGGAUGUGAGGAUUUGCAACAGUGCGUACUCCAAAAGGAAGAGGACUUCAGGGGGUUCCUGGCUCACAUUGUAGGCCAGAAGCUGAAGGACCGUCUAGUGGCAGCAUGGGACUUGUCCUCCAACUACGGCAGCAAAGUGCUCCUCCUGUUGGAUGAAGACAGAAGAACACUGCAGAAGGCGGAGGAGGAGUACAGAGAAGACCCAGGAAACACUGUGAAGGUUGGUGCAGCUUGCUUGCCAGCAUGCCUCUCCAAGAUCCACAGGGACACCGUGGUGAGGAUAUUCGGACAGACAUCUGGGAACAGCGAUCAGCUGUCCACCUACAGCGGCUCCUCCUUGGCUGACAUGCUGCUUGAGACAGAUCUGAAGUCUGCAGGUCUGUUCUCCAUUGACGGCAACACCAGCACGGUUUUCCAGAUGAACUUCAUGAGGGCGUUUAAGAUGCGUGAGGUGACCACUGUAUUGGAGGCCAACAGGCAGUUCCAGGUUCUGAAUCAGGGAGACUCAGCAGUCAAGUUCUCUCCCAAAAGUUCAGCAAGAGGCACUGACCGCACCACGAGAUAUGACGCGCAGACGAUCCUGAUCAUGGAGGACAACCCUGUGGUCAGACAAGCAGCCACAUACUUGUAUGACAAACAUCCCACCGUCAGCUCGGUGUACAUGCUGGACCAGAACAACCAACCGAAGCUCAUCAGAGGAGACGGAGACGCCUUGUCGGCGGAGAGCCGUCUGGUCCUGGUGGGCCACGGAGUGAAAGGCAGUGAUGGAGAGAUGAAGGUGGCAGGAAAAGGGGCGCCGGAGCUGGCGGACAUCAUCUCGAGGAUGGACAGGCUUGGGGAGAAUAUCAAAACCACCAGCAUUGUGGCCUGCGAGGUGGGCUCCGACGAGGCCUUCAUCAUAACUCUACUGCAGGAGCUCAAGGCCAAGUCCAUCAUCACCGAACUGCAUGGACGGAGCUCAGUUUUAGAAGUUAGUAAUGCGGGAGAGAAGGUGACGGUGGAGAUCACUCCAGAUGGACUAGUGAAGAGGCAUAAAGACGACAGUAAGAAGGUCAUUGCCUGGCUGACAGAAAAUGGGGACGUAGCCAUCAAAACUCAGUCCAAUAGCAGGGGAAGGGAGAUCUUCUCAAACGAGAGAAAUUUCUUGGGUGGAGAUCAGUCAAAUCAAGAAUUCCGUCCAUACGUUGAUCAAAAUGCACGCAAACCUCACACUGAUGUACUUGAGAGUUUGGCAUGGGGCUUUCUCGCUGAUAAAGUAAAGCUAGAUGUCAGUAUUCUUAAAAGCAAACUCAAAACCCACCAACUUUCACAAAAUAAUGAGUAUGUGUACAAAGUGGAAGGAAAAAGAUGUGCUGAGGGAAACGGUAUAAAAAUGAAAAAAGGAAGUAAAAUAUAUGAAAUCAAGUCCAAUGAUGAUAUUCUCAAUUUAAUAGCUUUUUUUGGAAAGAACGGAGAUAAAGGGCAUUUCUCCUAUCUUAUGUUGAAUGACUGGAUUUAUUGGAUAGAUACCAAUAACCUUUAUGUUUAUCCUGUUGGAAAAAAGUUAAACAAUAAUGAGAAAUCUAGUAUCAAUAAGAAGGAAAUCAUCACAAACAUUGAAAAAUGCAUUACAGACCAAAAAGGCAAAGAAAGUUAUCAUAACAUACUGCGAGAAAUACAAAACAUAGGAGAAAUAAGCUAUGGUAAAUAUGCCCGGCACACAUUCCAAGGUGACUUUUCUACAGUGAAACUGCCUCCCUCUACUGAGGCCUGGUACUCCACAUAUUUCCUAGCCUCUGUCAUAUCAGAGUCAGCUCGAAAUUUUCGGACCUUACCUCUAAUUAGUAUGGCAAUGGAAAUGUCUGGAAACUCAAAUGAACGCAUCAGUGAACACGGACUGAAACUUCUACUAGCAGAACACCCAAUGGCACGACCUGGCUCCUGGAUAAAUAGUCCUGACAGAGGCUUUGCGGGGUCAAUCAGUACGGCAAAGGACAUAAAGUACACCAGUGAUGGUAAACCCAUUAGAAAAUUAGAUAUCAAGAAACUGAUUGAACUUGAAGGAAAAGUUUAUAAUGAGUGGCUCUCAUCUCUGGGCAAAGAUACAUUCACUCCAGAUAUGGGGCAGAAAUUAAUGAAUAAUUUGCUGAACCAGGCGAAUCCACAAGCAGAAUCACAACCAGUGGGCACUUUUAAAGAGGCUUACCGAAAGUUCACUGACAAUAACGACCAGCGACAGUACUCUGGAGGCUUAGGAGGGGCAUCUGAUGGACCUGUGACACGGCAAGCUGUGGACACUCACGCAGAUGUAGAGCAUUCCAUGAAGCUCACCUCCCAGUUCUCACGUUCUUCCACCAUGCUCUCUCAGGAGAUAAACACUCACCUGCAGAAGCAGUUUGGAGCCUCGCUGGGAGAGUACAGAGUCAAGCCCGACAGUAUCAGGGUGGUGGAUGGUGAGUUCUACUUCGAAGAAGUUUCAAAGGCAAACCCUGAUGACAAAUUUAGCUCCAAGGUCACACUGUCUGAAGAGGGGCAAAUGCACAUGGAGAAGAUCAAGGACAGUAUGCGCAGCCUUUCAGACGAUGCACUUCCACAGGCUGGGAAGACUAAGAAAGGAUCGGACCAUUUGCACCGUACGGGAGUGGCCUUAGGGGUUAUGGGGCUGAUGGUGGGGGCUCAGGGAGCAGUGAAGGCUUUUGAGAGGGGUGACAUUAAAGAGGGUGCAAUCGGGACCGCACAGACAGUUCAUGGAGUCACAGGACUCAGCCUGGCCAUGCUCGGCAAACAGCUAGAGGUCACAAAGAGCGUGAAGGUCUUCAAGGCCAUUAAAACAGUACUGAGAAACCCUGUGACCAAAUUCGCAACAAGAGCAAUGCCAGUGAUUGGAAUAGGGUUUGGAAUAUACAGUAUAUACGAAGACAUAAAACGAGGAGAUACUCUGGGAUACAUUGACGCUGCUAUUGAUUCUGUAAUGCUUGUGUUGGAUGUGGUGGAAAUUGCCGUACCAGUACUAGCCCCAAUAAUUGUCCCUCUUAACCUGGCUAUUAGUGCCUUCCGCAUGCUCUUUGAUGAUGUCUACCUAAGCAUAGAGUCUGAGUUGAGCAACCUUCCACCAGACGCUGGAGUGCUCGACAAAAUUGGGGCCUUCUUCCGUGGCCUUGGCAAGGGAUAUCUGCAUUUUGUCUUGGAUAUUCUUAGCUUUUUUUUCACCAUUCCUCACCGUGAGAUAGAGGAGGGACGUAGACUUGUGCAGGAAAUAUCUGACUACCAUAAAUAUUACACCAUUAGAGAAGUUCAGGCUGGACGGCAAGCGAUUGAUUUCACGGGCGGAGAUAUGUCAAGGUACGGAGGAGCCAUCACCUUCUGUCUCUCCGAUUAUGGAUCAUCAACGUUUUGCAUGGACAAAUUUGUGUCCUCAAAAUAUAGUCUUGGGCAUAAAUGUUGGGACAUUCACACAGGAACCACACAAGAUAUUGUUCUGGGAGUUGGUGAAUCCCAUCAAUUACAGUACAGCACCAUACACCUGAAAGUGUUACUGUUCAUCCCAGCUGGGUCCAUCGAUGUGGUUUCUGGUUAUGAGGCCAUACCCGACACCAGAUACGGGACUUAUACAGGGAACAAUAAGGACAAUAACUUCUUUGCUGUUCAGGCCAAUGAUAACAAAGACGAUAUGCAGUUCAUGCUCAGCUACUAUUACAAACUGUACGGGAAAAGCGGUAAUGACAUCUUCUUUCUGGGGCCACAAAGGAGUUAUGUGGAGGGUCAAGGAGGUCGAGAUACCUACAUCAUCCCCAAGGUCGGAGGUAAUACAGUCAUCAACAAUUAUGACCCGGAACAAACAAAGGAUUUGCUUGUGUUUAACGUCAAUUAUGACCAAUUAUCUGUGAGUAAAUCUGGUGAUGAUGUUAUUUUGAGUUUCACAAAUAGCCAUAAUGUGAGAAUCCUUAACUGGUUCAUUGGGGAGGAGUACCGCCACAUGCACAUGAUGUCAGAAGAUGGCGUCUCUUUUGGCAUUUCGAAUCUCGUGGUCUCCACCGUCAAGCUGAUCGCCCACAGUAUUGACAUGACAUCUAAGGAUACAGACCAAACAGUGGAUGCAUCCAGGCCUCCUCUUCAUACAGUGACCAACAUCAUUGGCUCAAAACACAACGAUCAGCUGACAGGAAACAGAGAGAACAACUUCCUGGAUGGAGGAGGGGGCAGUGACACUCUGAGGGGAAAGGAAGGAGAGGAUGUCUACAUUAUAAAGAAGCGACAAAAUGCUGCAGUGUCCAUUGAAAACUUCUCCAAUGAUCUGAAGGAGGAUAUGGUCAUCCUGGCGGCAGCAAUUCGUGAUCUCAUUGUCAGGGUAAAUGGUGAUCAUUUGGUGCUACUAAUCCAAUCUCAUCCCUCCUCCUCCUCCAUCACUCUGCUGAACUGGUUUCGCUCUGAAGCAGACAGGCAUCUUGUAUUCCUCACUGAUGACUUUAUAACCUUCACGGUGUCUGCAGACCGUCGGGCAUGUAUGAAAAGUAACCCUUAUGAAAAUAAAUGCAUUAUAAUUCAGGUUUUAGAUUACAGUAAGUCCAAAACCUCUCUUCAGGUUAACCUGGAAAGAGAUGAAGUGUACCAAAGCGUGACUGAGGUGCGAGGCUCUGACUUGGAUGACAACAUCAAGGGUAAUGGGCAGAAUAACAUCAUAGUGCCGGGCAGAGGCGCGGAUGUCCUACAGGGCCGAGGAGGGGCGGACUGGUACAUAAUUUCUCCAGGUGACGGCCUAAAGACAAUCGACAACUACGCCUCUGACCUAGCCAUUGAUAUGCUGUACAUCAAACAACAAUAUAAGCUCAUCAAGUGCAGAUGUGCUGGAGAAGACUUACAGUUGCUCGUGAAUGGCGCUCAACAAGUGUUACUGCGAAGGUGGUUUGCCUCCAGCAUGUCUCAACACCUUCAUGUCUCGACAUCGGAUGGCGUCACAUUCAAUCUGCCCUCCAGUUCAUCCACCUGCCACAUGCUCAACGCUCUUGCUCACGAUGAAGACUUCAAAGCUCAAAUGGAUGUACAGAUCUUCAACACAAUCUCUGCCAAAAUGGUCACGUGGGGCAUAAGAGAAUCAGUGCUGGUAGAGCCUUGCGUGCAUGAAAUCGAGGAGAGAGACGGAGUCCUUGAGAUCCAGUGUCGUGCUGCACCCAAAGGCAUUGUGUUCCGUAGCGGUUUCCCAGGCCGGGAGAAGUUUGCAGCUCUAGGCUGUCCACAUGCUGAUCAGCCUUUCUUCUCUUCUGGUUCCAUGUGGAGGCAGCGAGAGAUCUUCAGUAUGGUGUGCAGAUACUCACUGGCACUCAAGUUCCCACUCACAGUGGACAAAAGACAGCAGACUGUGGAUGCCAAUAUGAUGAUGAAUGAAGGGGAGUUUGUGUCUGUGCUGGAUCUUUUUGGCUCAUCUGGAUUUGAUGAUAUGACUGGAAAUGCAAAAGACAACACGCUUGACCCUUAUAAAGGUGGUGGUGUGAUGGUGGGUUUGGAAGGACGAGACACUUACGUGGUGAAGUCCGAGUACGGCCCGAGGGUGGAGAUCGACAACCGGGCGGAUGACAUGAUGGACGACACCGUCCUCUUUCAAGCUGAUUUCUUCAGUGGGGGAAUUAACGUCUCAUCUGAAGGCAACAACGUGCUGGUGAGCGGCAAAUACAAGGGCAGAGACACAGCAGUGCGCCUGCUCUACUACCACCGCGGAGAAAAACAAAGACACUUGGUCUUCCAUUCGUCUGACGGAGUGCACUUUCGACUGGACUACGAUCCUGACUCAGGUCCUGACACUCUGACCAUCAAGGCUGUGAAAAUCAAGAUGGCUGACGAGCAGACCGACUGCCUGCUGAACUUGAAUGCCCACACCAACCUCUCCUCCGUCCACACUGUACAGGGAUGCCCCCAGCAGGCCAACAGCAUUGAAGGUAACAAGCUGGACAAUGCAUUGACGGGUGGUUUUAAAAUGGACAUGAUGGAUGGUGGCGCAGGUCAUGACACCCUGAUGGGUGGCCAGGGGAAUGACGUCCUGCUGGGUGGCAGUGGUGAUGACACACUGUACGGAGAGGACGGGAACGACACCAUGCUUGGGGGCAGCGGUGCGGAUGCCUUCAUACCCGGACCUGGAGCUGACCUGGUGGACGGUGGGAUGGGUCGAGACACGGUGUAUUACCAAGGAGAUCAUGAGAAGGCCGAAGGCGUGUACGUGAACCUGCUGAGCGGAGAAUGUCGCGGGGCGGACGCAGAGGGAGACGUGCUCAAAGACGUGGAGAAUGUGGUCGGAACCAUCUACUCAGACAUCCUGGUGUCGGGAAUUGAGCCAGCGCUCCUGAAGGGUUCUGAUGGUCGUGACGUCCUCGUGUCACAGGCAGGAGGGGACCUUCUGAUUGGUGGAGACGGCAGUGAUGUCUACAUGCUGGUUUCGUCUCGAAGUGCUGUCAUCAUCGACAACUGCGCAGAUGACAAUGCCACUGAUGUCCUGUACCUGCGCAGCGUGUCCCUUGACUCGGUCACCUGCGUGCAGAGCAACAGCAGCCUGCAUCUGACCUUCAGGCCGGACGACAGUGAGACAGAUGUAGAGGUGGAGCUGGACUCCUGGGUCGACGGGGGCAACGCCUGCAGGCAUCUGGUGCUGAUGCUGAGGGAUGAGGAGGUUACCGUGGAGACGCUGCAGCACAAAUGCCAGCACCAGAAUGGAGAGGCAAUAUGAUAUUUAGUGCAGAAACUACUAUCUCUUUGAUAUUUGUCAGCUGUUCUUCUUCUGUAUCAGAUUGCUUAGAAACAUUGACCAUUGUUUUGUAGGCUGUUGAUGCUGGGGUCGGCCCACUGGUCCGACAUCCCCCACUGGUCCGUCAGCCGAUUAGUCCAAACAUCAGGGUCUAAGACACUGAAUUUCACAGGCAUAGGUGUUGCCCUAAUUUAGGUCUUUGAGCACUCCGUCUUUGACCACCAGUUUGAAUGUAGCAGAAGCAGGAUCCGGCAACAUCUUCUGUGUCUGUAAGUAAAGGAAGCCUUGUUACAAACCUGGGAGGGCAUUUCUCGAAACGGCAGUUGCUAACUAAAUUAGCUAGUUUGUUUGUUGCAAUGCAAUUUCACUUGGCAACUACCCAAGGUUCUAACUGGCUAACAACAACUCUUCUGAGAAACACAACCCUGAUUCACGCUUCGUGUGCGUUCAUUGUACAUAACAACCUCCACAUUACACAACAUCUCUUUGACAUGCUCAAUGUAAGCAGAAGAUAUGUAUGUACUUCUUUAACUUGCUUUUAUUCAUUUUCGCAAACGAAUAUGACGUCUUUUUGUAUACAGACUGUUGUGUUCUUUAGAAAUUUCAUACAUCGCUUAUUAAAAGAAGCAUUAAAAAGCA